AUGUUAUGUGAAAAAAGAAAAAUAUCGACGAUCGGUUCAUCAACACUUAUUGUUGUUCUUAUUGGUAUGUUAAUAUUUAUAGUAAACUUUGCUGUAAUUUUCAAACAGAGAAAAUAUUUGCCUUAUAUGAACAGUAUUCAAUCAAAUUUUAAAAUCAGUAUUAAUGAAAAAAAUGAUUUAUCAAAUAGUUAUAAGUCAUCUCGAAUUUCUGCACUAUCAUCUCAGACUGAUCUACGAUCUUUAGUAACAACCGUCGAAUGUAUCGGUCCACUAUAUAAUCAAUCGUGUCUCUACAAAAAUCUUUAUUAUACAAAUCGUGGAUUUUGGGCUUUAUCAUUGAAAGAAAAUAAUUUAUCAUUACCAGGUGUUCGUCUUGAAGCAUUAGCCAUAACAGAUUUUCGACCAAAUCAUCGUGUAUUUGACACAUAUGACGAACUACGUAAAUUUGUUCGUUUUACUAUUGAUCCAAUGGUUAUUUCAGGAUUGACACUCCAUUUCAAUCAACGUUGGCACAAAAAUAUUGGUCAUGCACUUUUUGAUGGACUCUAUCCAGCUUAUGUUGCACUUAUUCGUUUUACUCCCAAACAUCUUCAACCGUUUCGUGUGCUUGUUGGCUUAGAUAAUGUUAAUUGUGGUAGUUGUUUUAGUGAAGAUGUAUACAGUCGGUUUGCUGGAGGUGGAUUAAUCAAAACGAAUAUUAUAGAUUCGAUUAUGCCCAAUAGAUGGUUCGUUUUUGAAGAACUAGUAAUGGGUAGUGGUAUGAUGUGUCAACGAUGCAUUCAAUCAAAUUAUCAAUUAGCAGGAGGUAUAGAACUUAAUGGAUCUCAACUCUUUCGAGAUCGAAUGUAUAGACAACAUGGAAUCAUUCCAGUCGAUGUUCGACGAAAGCAUUCAGCAGAAAAUCGGAAUAUAGCUAGACCUUUACAUGCUUAUAUUAUUGAUAAUAAACGUUUUACAAUAGAAGAACGAGAAGAAAUUCGAACAGCAAUGAAUGAAAUCAAUAAUUAUACUGAUGAACAUAUCAAUAAAAGUAUAGACGAUAUUAAAAAAUUACCAUAUCCACUUAUUCGGGUCUUUUAUAUUAAUUAUCGUUAUAUAGAAGCAAAACCUAAUGUUUCCUUUAAUCUUAAAUCAACGCCAAUUGAUUCUAGAUCAGCAACAUACGAAUUAAUAGACAACAAUUUUAUUGCUCAAUUGAGAAUUUUGCGUGAUAUGGAUAUUCAUGUUACAGGACCUGGUACAGGUCAAAUGUAUCAAACAUUUCUCUCUGAUGGUUCAAUAAAUAUUAAUCUUGGAGGUUUAAAUCCAUAUAAAAAAGAAACUACUCCUAUCGCUUAUCCAUCAUUUCUCGAACAAUAUGUAACAGCAGGUACUCCGUAUAUCAAAGGUCUAUAUUAUCCAAUUAAUAAAAGACGAAAUGGAAUUAAAAAAAUCGAAUUAGUCAAACUGAUAAAGCAAGCAGCACAACUUAUCAUGCAAGGAUUUUCAAUACCAGUAAAUCCAACAGAUAAUCUUGCACCUGACGGACAAGUAUUUGUAGAACAAUGCAAAUAUGAUAAAGACUUUUGUAGGUUAGUUACUAUAAGAAAAAGUGGCUAUUUCUGGUGCAAUAAUAUGUGGACCGAAGAUUUGGUACAUGAACGCAGACAAUGGGCACAAGGAGGAUUUAUUACAGGUGGCACAAAUGUUAAUUGUCCAUUUAAUCGUACAUUAUUGCGUAGUUUGAGACAAAAAUAUGGUAUCGAAUAUCGUCCUGGUCGAGAGUAA
This is a messenger RNA of Rotaria sp. Silwood1, 1767 nucleotides long. Lineage: Eukaryota; Metazoa; Rotifera; Eurotatoria; Philodinida; Philodinidae. The record is from the annotation of a GenBank genome assembly.